This is a messenger RNA of Truncatella angustata, 519 nucleotides long. RefSeq lists its product as uncharacterized. Lineage: Eukaryota; Fungi; Ascomycota; Sordariomycetes; Amphisphaeriales; Sporocadaceae. The record is from RefSeq and is a predicted model, not a curated record. The transcript has 2 exons. Bases 1 to 519 code for a protein of 172 amino acids.
AUGUCCUCCCUUGACCUCCCCGAGCUUGCCGUCUCGACCUUUACCAAGGGCCUCGAGACAUACUCUCACAUUCUCAAGAAGACGCAAGAGUUUGCGAAGGAGAAGGGUAUCGAUCCGAACACAUUCGUUCAGGCCCGUCUGAUCGAGGACCAGCUUCCAUUGGCAUUCCAGGUUCAGAACGCCACCAAGGCCGUACAAAUAUCUCUCGGCCGUCUUAGCGGCAUUGAGCCGACACUAUUUCCCAACAAUGAGACCACUUUUGAGGACUUGCAGCAGAGGAUCGCCAAGACCCUGGAUGCGGUGAGGGCUUUUGAUGUGGUGAAGGCAACGGGCCGAGACCUCGAGACGCUCGACUUUUCAUGGGCUGGCCAGACGCAUAAGAUCACCGUCAAGGCUGCUGUGUUGACCCAGGGCGUGCCCAACUUCUACUUCCAUCUCACCACGGGCUACUCAAUCCUCAGAGCCAAGGGCGUACCACUGGGCAAGGCGGACUUUCUGGGCAACUUCCUGGGUCUAUAG